CCAGCCUGCAGAGGGACUUUUGCAGCGCCUCCAGGCUCCCUUUGAGAAGUCGCCACGGUGUGCAGCUCUCUCCAGGCGGAGCUCCCGGGGCUCAGCUGCGGUGCCAGCCUCGAAGCAGAUGCAGAAUCCAAAGGCAGCGCAGACACCAGCCGGCGAUUCUGCUAUGCCUCUGAGCUGCCAGACAAUCAGACAGCUAAAUGGAGUCUGAGCAGCUGUUCCAUAGAGGCUACUAUAGAAACAGCUACAACAGUAUAACCAGUGCGAGUAGUGACGAGGAGCUGUUAGAUGGAGCAGGUGUUAUUAUGGACUUUCAGACUUCUGAAGAUGACAAUUUGUUAGAUGGUGACACAGCAGUGGGAACUCACUAUACAAUGACAAAUGGAGGUAGCAUUAAUAGUUCCACUCACUUACUGGACCUUUUGGAUGAGCCAAUUCCAGGUGUUGGUACAUACGAUGACUUCCACACUAUUGACUGGGUGCGAGAGAAAUGUAAAGAUAGAGAAAGGCACAGGCGGAUCAACAGCAAAAAGAAGGAAUCAGCAUGGGAAAUGACAAAAAGCUUAUAUGACGCAUGGUCAGGAUGGUUAGUAGUAACAUUAACAGGAUUGGCAUCAGGGGCAUUGGCUGGAUUAAUAGACAUUGCUGCUGAUUGGAUGACUGACUUAAAGGAGGGCAUUUGCCUCAGUGCAUUGUGGUACAACCAUGAACAGUGUUGUUGGGGAUCUAAUGAAACAACUUUUGAAGAGCGGGAUAAAUGUCCACAAUGGAAAACAUGGGCAGAAUUAAUCAUAGGUCAAGCAGAGGGUCCUGGUUCUUACAUCAUGAACUAUAUAAUGUACAUCUUCUGGGCUUUGAGCUUUGCUUUUCUUGCAGUAUCUCUGGUAAAGGUGUUUGCUCCAUAUGCCUGCGGAUCUGGAAUUCCGGAGAUUAAAACUAUUUUGAGUGGAUUCAUCAUCAGAGGUUAUUUGGGAAAAUGGACUUUAAUGAUUAAAACCAUCACGUUAGUACUGGCUGUGGCAUCGGGUUUGAGUUUAGGAAAAGAAGGUCCCCUGGUACACGUUGCUUGUUGCUGUGGAAAUAUCUUUUCCUACCUCUUUCCAAAGUACAGCACAAAUGAAGCUAAAAAAAGGGAGGUGCUAUCAGCUGCCUCAGCUGCAGGUGUUUCCGUAGCUUUUGGUGCACCAAUUGGAGGAGUUCUUUUUAGCCUGGAGGAGGUUAGCUACUAUUUCCCUCUCAAAACUUUAUGGAGAUCAUUUUUUGCUGCUUUAGUGGCUGCAUUUGUUUUGCGAUCCAUCAAUCCAUUUGGUAACAGCCGGCUGGUCCUUUUUUAUGUGGAGUAUCAUACACCAUGGUACCUUUUUGAACUGUUUCCUUUUAUUCUCCUAGGGGUGUUUGGAGGGCUUUGGGGAGCCUUUUUCAUUAGGGCAAACAUUGCCUGGUGUCGUCGACGCAAAUCCACCAGAUUUGGAAAGUAUCCUGUUCUUGAAGUCAUUAUUGUUGCAGCCAUUACUGCCGUGAUAGCCUUCCCUAAUCCAUACACUAGGCUCAACACCAGUGAACUGAUCAAAGAGCUUUUUACAGAUUGUGGUCCCCUGGAAUCCUCUUCUCUUUGUGACUACAGAAAUGACAUGAAUGCCAGUAAAAUUGUUGAUGAUAUUCCUGACCGUCCAGCCGGCGUUGGAGUAUACUCAGCUAUUUGGCAGCUAUGCUUGGCACUCAUAUUUAAAAUCAUAAUGACAGUAUUCACUUUUGGUAUUAAGGUUCCAUCAGGCCUGUUCAUCCCCAGCAUGGCCAUUGGUGCGAUUGCAGGAAGGAUUGUGGGGAUUGCAGUGGAACAGCUUGCCUAUUAUCACCACGACUGGUUUAUAUUCAAGGAGUGGUGUGAGGUCGGGGCCGAUUGCAUUACACCGGGCCUUUAUGCUAUGGUUGGCGCCGCUGCAUGUUUAGGUGGUGUGACAAGAAUGACUGUCUCUCUGGUGGUUAUUGUUUUUGAACUCACUGGAGGCUUGGAAUAUAUUGUUCCUCUUAUGGCUGCAGUAAUGACCAGUAAAUGGGUUGGAGAUGCCUUUGGUAGAGAGGGCAUUUAUGAAGCACACAUCCGAUUAAAUGGAUACCCUUUCUUGGAUGCAAAAGAAGAAUUUACUCAUACUACCCUUGCUGCUGAUGUCAUGAGACCUAGAAGGAAUGACCCUCCCUUAGCUGUUCUCACGCAGGACAAUAUGACUGUGGAUGAUAUAGAAAACAUGAUUAAUGAAACCAGCUACAAUGGCUUUCCUGUCAUAAUGUCAAAAGAAUCUCAGAGAUUAGUGGGAUUUGCUCUCAGAAGAGACCUGACAAUUGCAAUAGAAAGCGCCAGGAAGAAACAAGAAGGCAUCGUCGGCAGCUCCCGUGUGUGCUUUGCGCAGCACACCCCGUCCCUUCCCGCAGAAAGCCCUCGGCCGCUGAAACUUCGAAGCAUCCUCGACAUGAGCCCUUUCACCGUGACAGACCACACCCCCAUGGAGAUUGUGGUGGACAUCUUCCGAAAGCUGGGUCUGAGGCAGUGCCUUGUAACUCACAACGGGAUUGUCUUGGGGAUCAUCACAAAGAAGAACAUUUUAGAGCAUCUCGAGCAACUAAAGCAGCACGUGGACCCCUUGACGCCUCCUUGGCAUUAUAACAAAAAAAGAUAUCCUCCGUCAUAUGGCCCAGACGGCAAACCAAGACCCCGCUUCAAUAAUGUUCAACUGAACCUCGUAGAUGAGGAGAGAGAAGAAACAGAAGAGGAAGUUCAUUUGUUGAAUAGCACAACUCUUUAAUAUGGGGGAGUCGUCCACAUUUUUUUCUUCUUAAAAAAAAAAGGAGAUAUGAAGGCAGAGCAUUUGCAACAUGGGUUUGCAAAUAAUGCUGGUGGAAUGAAUUGUCUCAGGAGGGAAAGGAGAAGGAAAGGAAUAAGGUAUUUCCCUGUCUAACAGAGAUGAGCAAACCGCCUUCUGUUGUUCUGCAACUGGAUGUGUUCACAGACAACGUGCCGUGAUGGUGCAGGCCUGAGCCUCAAUGGAGAUGAAUGACCUCAAAAUUCACGAGCACCUGGCCUGUUAAUCCAACAUCUUAAAGACACGUUCUCAGUCCCUGUUUCUGGAGGGAUUCCUUUGAAUUGAGCCAUCAGUAAGACUGCAAGGUCUUGCCCCUCUUUUUUUUUUUAAAUCUGAACUGUUCUGUUUAAUUCAUGAAUUCUGUAGUUAAGCAUUACCUUUCUACAUUCCAGAAGAGCUUUUAUUUCUCUCUCUCUCUUUCUCUCCUGAGCUAUAACAAAGCCUUUUGAAUUGGUGUACCCUUUUGAAGCAGUCCUUUCUCAUAUUGAGAUGUACUGUGAUUUUACAGAGGUUUCAUCACAAGAAGGGUGUGUUUCUUGUGCCAUUAACCAUGUAGUUUAUACCAUCACUAAAGGCUUGGAACAGCACACACACCACAUCAAAGGCUGGCCAAACAGGUAAAAUCUUGAAUGAAGUGUGAAUGAAAUCUCCCAGUUAGUAGGCUUUGUGAUUCAGAAUCAAAAACUUUGACUUUAAAGGAUAAACAGUCUUAUUUUUUUCCUUACAGACUUAUGGAAAAUGUGACCUGGUCUUAUGCAAAUUUUCUAUUUCUAAAACUACUACUAUGGUAUAGAAGUGCUGUUCAGCAUAAUUAAACAAUGCUGCUGCUGUGACAGUAAAGAGAAGGAAGUGUUCUGUUUAGCUGUAUCUGGUAUUAAAUGCAUGAUAAAACACUGGAAUUUUUUUCUUGGAAUUAGAUAAGUCAUUUUCUUUCCUCAAGAUGCAUUGCUGACACUGAAGAUGAAUUGUAAUUCAUAACUUGCACUAAAUGUAUAUUUCUUUUCUUAAAAUUUACCAUUCUUAUUUAUAUUUUUAUGGAUUAAAAUUUAUAAAAUACAGAUCAGUUAAUAUCGCACUUAAAUAAUUUUACCUUUUUAAUGUGAUUUUUAUAUACUAAUUCAGACUUACAAAUAUGGAGAUAUGAACAAAGUUUACAAUGGAAGCAAGUGUUUAGAAGAGGUGGUUACUUUUUGGUGAUCUAGUGUGUACAAAAUCUUUAUCUGAUCUCUCACUGCCAUUUCCUGGAUUGUCCUCUGACCUGUCCAUUUUGGCCUACAAACUAGAAAGUUGAAAACACCACAAAUUACUCAAUAGACUAAAACCCAAAAGUUAAUGUUUAAAGUUUUUCUAGAAAACAAAACAAAAAAGAAAGAAAAUAAAUCGCAAAGGUAGUACUUAAAAUUCUCAUCUCACUAUAACUUUUCAUCUCUGGGUAAAUCAUACUCAUUUUUGGAAGUGUUCCGUGGUGGUUUGAGUAGCUACAUUGCACAUUUCUGUAGAGUCAGUUAAAAUGUACUAGUUGCGUUUAGAAUGUUUUGGUUUUCGAAUCAUGGUACUUCACUAUUGGCAAGGGCAGUUACUCUAAGGACUGGCCUAAAUAUCCUGAUUGUGCAUUUUUGAUAGGCAAAUGAAUUUUUGCAGACAGACAUUUUCUGAAACAUCACUGGCAAUGAGCCAUUUUUACAUUUUGAAAGAUGCUUCACUUCCUAGUUAAUAAUAAUAUGCCUGUAGCAUCUGCAAAACCACGUAAGAUCUGUGUGAUCUUGAAGACUUAAGAUCAUGAAGCCAUAUUAGUGAUUGAAAGUUGAGCAAAAUUUUAGGAAUUUUGUGAAACAUUCUUACCUGUGCUAUCUGCCAAAAAUUAUUAUCCUCAUUAUUUACUAUUUUGGGCAGAUUUCAAGUAUUUGUCACAGGCCUCUCAAAGUUCUUUUGGAUAUCCAGAGUGAAGAUUUCUAAAUGACAGUUCUGUGUUUCUUCCACUUUUAUUUGUAAAGCAUUGCUAGACUAUGAACUAACUCCUUAGCAUGGCUGACAGAAAACUAUCUGGAAUUUUAAGCCUUCAAAGGAGAAACCAGUGUUUUUGCAAAUAGUUGCAUACAUAAAAUACAUAUGGAUUUUUCUCCAAAAUUUUCUUUUUAAAUUCAGACCUUAAUUUCAUUGCCCAUUUUUCAUCAGAGAUUGACAUUUCAGGGUCAAUAUUAAAGCAUAAAUUUUCUUUGGUAUAUUUCUAUUUCUGAGAUGUCUUACUGCUGAAAUACAGGAAAAGUGCCGUAUUUUUAAUGCAUUCUGAGGUUUUCUUUCAUACUACCAUCUGUUUCAUUCUUCCUUUUGAUAUAUUGAGGUUUGUCUGCUUUUCAACCAAAUGAACUAGUGGAGACCAUAAAAAUACAUGUGCCUAGCUAAUUGGCAAACUAAUUGACCAAUAUAAUAAACGUAGCGCCUUAUUUGAGUACCCUCUUUGAGAAGGUAUGAUGAGAAUGGGCAAGAGUGUCAGCAUUUCUUCCUCUUAAUAAUUGUUUUCAGUUUUGGUUCAUGAAGAAUGUUUAGUUUGUUAAUCUGUGAUGUUGCCUAGAGCUGUAUUUAUCUGUUUUUAUUUAUACUAGUGUAGUAAAGCUGCAUAUCAUUACAGUAAAAGUGAUUACUGUGAUGAGUUAAUCAAAAAAUCUAUUAAAAUCUAUAUGAUGAUG
Messenger RNA from Dipodomys spectabilis (banner-tailed kangaroo rat), 5542 nucleotides. RefSeq names its product chloride voltage-gated channel 3 (gene Clcn3). Gene Ontology annotation, cellular component: Golgi apparatus; synaptic vesicle; membrane. Gene Ontology annotation, biological process: chloride transport; transmembrane transport. The record is from RefSeq and is a predicted model, not a curated record. Lineage: Eukaryota; Metazoa; Chordata; Mammalia; Rodentia; Heteromyidae. The transcript has 14 exons. Gene Ontology annotation, molecular function: voltage-gated chloride channel activity. The coding region runs from base 198 to 2798 and encodes 866 amino acids.